Molecule: messenger RNA, 573 nt
Organism: Akanthomyces muscarius
Lineage: Eukaryota; Fungi; Ascomycota; Sordariomycetes; Hypocreales; Cordycipitaceae
Exons: 1
Coding region: 1-573 (190 amino acids)
Source: RefSeq, a predicted model, not a curated record
AUGGCCCGCCUCUUAUUCCAACAGCCAUUCUUUUCUGCUCUAGACUCAAGCCUCGACAAAGAUACUUUUUGCGUUUAUCUGAUACCCAAAAUUUUCUAUUCUUCUUUCAACCUUUCAACUCUGCAUCUGUCAAAAACAAACAUUUCUCCAACGCCGCCGCAGCACAGCCUCUUGCUCUGCUACUUCUACACAACUCCAUACCUACCUCGACAGGCUUCACAUACACACGCAACACGCAACAUGUCUUCCAUCAGCCAGAACACGUUCCUCACACUCUCUCCCGAGAUCCGGCCCGCGCCCGCCCAGCCCGCCGCCGCUCGCUCCCCCACGCAGCAGAGAUUCCUCUCCCUCGCGCCGGACGUGUCGGCCUCGCACCCGCGCGCCCAGCGCGCCCGCGCCGACAGCGACGCCGCCUCCUCCCUGUCCGGCGGCGGCGGCAGCCCGACGCUCUCUGCCGUCGACGCGGCCGUGCCCGUCUCCAACACGCGCGUGCUCAAGCUCAGCCCCGUGCACUGGGGCGCGCACGAGGAGGUGCACCAGGCCGACUACCACGACCUUCCCCAGUCUGCCUAG